Molecule: messenger RNA, 1989 nt
Organism: Symbiodinium sp. CCMP2592
Lineage: Eukaryota; Dinophyceae; Suessiales; Symbiodiniaceae
Source: the annotation of a GenBank genome assembly
AUGGGUGCUAAAGAGGUUGACAAGGCCCUCCGGGAAUCCUUCAAGAAGGGCUUGGCUGUGCGAAAGAGCAUAGCUGAUCUCAAAGAAAGUAAGAAGCUUGAGAAGGGUGAGAAAGCCAAGAAGACACGUGGCACUCUCAGUGUGGCCUCCUCGUCGUCUUCCGGGGUGCCAGAUAAUCCGCCCGUGGGGCUGGAUGAACGCAAGCCGAAAGCCAAGGGCAAGGCGAAGCCCCUGCCCAAGGAGCCUGAGGAGGAGGAAGAGGAAUCUGACAAUCAGGAUCCCGGCAAACUGUUGAAGGCCACCCCAAAGACCCGAGCCACGCCCAAAACCAAGAGCAAAGCCAGCCACACCGCCAAAGAGCCACAGGAGGAGGAAGAGGAAAAAGAGGAUUCCCCGGAGGCCGCCAAGCCCCCAACCCGAGCCACGCCGAAAUCCAAGGGCCGAGCCACGCCGAAAGAGGAACAGGAAUUUGAUGAAAGUCAGGAUUCCGCCAAUCUGCCAAAGGCCACCCCAAAGAGCCGGGCCACGCCGAAAGCCAAGAGCAAGGCCACAUGCACCGCCGAAGAGCCACAGGAGGACGAAGAGGAAGAGAAUCAGGAAGAGGAGGAAGACAUCGCAGCGGAACCCAAGAAAAAGGCAACCCCGAAGUCGAAAGCUGCAACAAUCCGCAGGACAAAGAAAAGAGCCUUGAAGCGCAAGAAUGCAAAGGAGAGCUUGGAGGAGGAUGCUGCAAAGAGCACGAAGAGCAGGGCCAUCACCGCUCGCACACCCCCGAAAGUCCGCCUGCAUGGGAAGACCAAGCCUGCAAGAAAAAAUCAGAAGGUACCUCCGGCCCCGCAUCCAGAUGAAGCUGACACCCAGCUCGAGAACCUAGGGAACCAGCCAGGUGAUGACUCCGAUGGUUUGGCACCGCAGCAUGAGGAGGAGGAGCACUCGGAACACCAUGAUGACACGGAGCACACAGAACAGGAUGAUGACGAGGAGCAAGAGGAUGGCGAGAAGCACCCAGAACAGAAUGAUGAGGAGCAGCAGGAGGAUGAUGGCGAGGAGCACCCAGAACAGCAUGAUGAGGAGGAGCAGCCAGAAGAGGACAAGGAUGAUGACCAGGAUUCUCCCGAGUCCUGUCUCACCUUCAAAGCCGGGCAACACAGCCUGAAUUAUGCGGGCGAGGCGGCACUUCGUGGCACGCUUGCUCGAGGCGACUCCCUAUCUGACUUGUCGGAUCUAUUGAAAACGUCCCUUGUCCUCAAUCCAAUGCCUGAAACCUUAAACUAUCUAUGUAGCCACACACCCCCAUGUUACCAGUUGAAACCUAAUCAUGAUCCAAGGCUUGGCCCCAGUGCCAGCCAACUCGGCUACGCAGAGGAGCUAAGCGGCUUGCUUCGACGUGUUGAUGGUUUGGUGCAAAGCAAGGAAGCCGAGUCUAGUGCGAAGGCAGCAGCAGCCAAGCCCGAGCCAGGAUCAAAGCCCGCAUCCCCACCCAAGCGAAAAAAGACAGCAUCAAAGCCCGCAUCCCCGUCCAAGCAAACAGCUGAAUCACCCGAGAAGCCGUCAGCUGCCAAGCCACCAGCCCCGGCCGCAAGAAAGCCCGCACUCCUGGCCCUGCCGGCCACGGCUGGUCAGGUUGAGGGUCAGGAGAGAGAAGGUGUUGACCGCUUUUACAAGGCUGGCAAGUUCGACGGGUGCCCGAACGUCAAGAUGCUCAUGGAAGGCUCGCUCGAGGAUCGCAACAAAGCCCUGCGAGAGUGGGUGACUUUCGGUGGCAAUGCAGCCCAGAUGGAAGCCAAGCUGAGCUUCGAGCGAACGAGCUCGGUUCUUGGACAGCGGGUGUGGGAACAGGUUGCGGUGAAGGACAUGCGGCAUCCGCCGUAUUCGUUCAGCAAGCUGCCCGGUGUUGAUUUAACGCAGUGCAUGUGCUAUGUGCUUGCUGCAAUGAUAGCUCUUCAGUUGCUGUUGGUACGCAUCACCUGCACUGAGACGAAAGAUUGA